AUGAUACAGGCUCAUCUUCACAUCGCUCCCCUUCCUCCGAAGUUGCGGAGGUGCCGGGAAGAGGAGGGGCCUUGCCUGGGGCGCCUGAGUGAUUGGCUGCCCCGGGCCCUUGGCGAGGGCUGUGUGGUCCAGCCCGGGUGGAGAGGGGCGGAGCGGCCACUGCUCCCACCACCGCCACCACUGCCACAGUCGCAGCCGCAGCAGCCUGGGCCGCCAGGCAAGUCGCUCCUGAGCGGCGGCUUCCUGGGCGCCCCGACGCGUCAGGGGGCGCCGCGCUCUGCUCGCUCCGCGCGCGAGCCAUGCCUGGCAGCCGCGCGUAAUCGCGCCCCAGUCGCCGCCGACCCGAACCGGUGCGCGGUGCCUCGCCCGAACCGAGCUCUCGCUGCCCGCAACUCCGUGGGUCUCUGCCGGCGCCUCGCAACCAUGCCCCGGGCGACUGCGCUCGGGGGCCCUGGGCCACGGCCGCCGCCUCCCGCGCUGCUGUUGCUGCUGCUGCUGCUGCUGCUGCCGCUGCCCCGAGACGCCGGCGGGGUCGGGGACGACUCGGCCCCAGAAGGCGCGGAGAGCGCGGAGCAGCAGCUGGAGCAUUACCACGACCCGUGCAAAGCCGCUGUCUUCUGGGGAGACAUUGCCUUAGAUGAAGAUGACCUGAAGUUAUUUCACAUCGACAAGGCAGAAGACUGGAUCAAGCAGUCAGUGGAGAAAGAGGGACAUGGCACAGGUGGGCUCAAAGAGCAGCCAUUUGAGAGCUGGCCGAACAUUACUGUCGCGAACACCAGCAGCCAGGAAGCCAGACAGGAUGGCAAGCAGGAUGCCAAGCUUCCGCGGAGUUCUGGGACCUUGAAUGCCAGAACAGAGAUGCCCUCUCCCCGGGUCCGAAGAGCCACAACCUCAAGGACAGAGAGAAUAUGGCCGGGAGGGGUUAUCCCCUAUGUCAUUGGAGGAAACUUCACUGGAUCGCAGAGGGCCAUCUUUAAGCAGGCCAUGAGACACUGGGAGAAGCACACCUGUGUGACCUUCAUAGAGAGGACCGAUGAAGAAAGCUUUAUUGUGUUCAGUUAUAGAACUUGUGGCUGUUGUUCCUACGUGGGGCGGCGAGGAGGAGGCCCUCAGGCCAUAUCCAUUGGGAAAAACUGUGACAAGUUUGGCAUUGUUGCGCACGAGCUGGGCCAUGUGGUUGGGUUCUGGCAUGAACAUACUCGACCAGACAGAGACCAGCACGUCACCAUCAUCAGAGAAAACAUCCAGCCAGGUCAGGAGUAUAAUUUCUUAAAAAUGGAAGCUGGGGAAGUGAGUUCCCUGGGAGAGACGUACGACUUCGACAGCAUCAUGCACUACGCCCGGAACACCUUCUCAAGAGGAGUUUUCCUGGACACCAUCCUCCCCCGUCGAGAUGACAAUGGAGUCAGGCCAACCAUUGGCCAGCGUGUGCGGCUCAGCCAGGGAGACAUAGCUCAAGCCAGGAAGCUGUACAAGUGCCCAGCGUGUGGGGAGACCCUGCAGGACACGGCGGGGAACUUCUCCGCACCUGGUUUCCCAAACGGCUACCCUUCCUACUCCCACUGCGUCUGGAGGAUCUCGGCAACUCCAGGGGAGAAGAUCAUCUUAAACUUCACAUCCAUGGAUUUGUUUAAAAGUCGCCUGUGCUGGUACGAUUACGUGGAGGUCCGGGAUGGUUACUGGAGGAAGGCCCCCCUGUUGGGUCGGUUUUGUGGCGACCAAGUCCCGGAGCCCCUCAUCUCCACGGACAGCCGGCUCUGGGUGGAGUUCCGAAGCAGCAGCAACAUCCUAGGCAAGGGCUUCUUUGCUGUCUAUGAAGCCACCUGUGGGGGAGACAUUAACAAAGAUGCUGGCCAGAUCCAGUCUCCCAACUACCCCGAUGACUACAGGCCGUCCAAGGAAUGUGUGUGGAGGAUUACGGUUUCAGAGGGGUUUCACGUGGGCCUUUCCUUCCAAGCUUUUGAGAUUGAAAGACACGACAGCUGUGCAUAUGACUACCUGGAAAUCCGCGACGGCCCCACAGAGGAGAGCGCACUGAUUGGCCACUUCUGUGGCUAUGAGAAGCCGGAGGAUGUGAAGUCAAGUUCUCACCGAAUGUGGAUGAAGUUUGUGUCCGAUGGCUCUAUCAAUAAAGCAGGCUUUGCAGCUAAUUUUUUUAAGGAGGUGGAUGAGUGCUCCGGGCCUGAUCAGGGCGGGUGCGAGCAGCGCUGUGUGAACACGCUGGGGAGCUACAGGUGCGCGUGCGACCCUGGCUACGAGCUGGCCCCUGACAAGAAGGCGUGCGAAGUGGCCUGUGGUGGUUUCCUGACCAAGCUGAACGGGACCAUCACCAGCCCCGGGUGGCCGAAGGAGUAUCCUACCAACAAAAACUGUGUGUGGCAGGUGGUGGCCCCCGCCCAGUACCGGAUCUCCCUCCAGUUUGAAGUGUUUGAGCUGGAAGGCAAUGACGUCUGUAAAUAUGACUUCGUGGAGGUGCGCAGCGGCCUCUCGCCCGACGCCAGGCUGCACGGCAGGUUCUGCGGCUCGGAGACGCCCGAGGUCAUCACCUCACAGGGCAGCAACAUGCGUGUGGAGUUCAAGUCUGACAACACAGUCUCCAAACGCGGCUUCCGGGCCCACUUCUUCUCAGACAAGGACGAGUGUGCGAAGGACAACGGCGGGUGCCAGCACGAGUGUGUCAACACCUUUGGGAGCUACCUGUGCAGGUGCAGGAACGGCUUCCGGCUCCACGAGAAUGGCCAGGACUGUAAAGAGGCUGGCUGUGUGCACAAGAUCAGCAGCUCAGAGGGGACCCUGGAGAGCCCCAACUGGCCUGACAAGUACCCCAGCCGGAGGGAGUGCACCUGGAACAUCUCUUCAACUGCCGGCCACAGGGUGAAACUGACUUUCAGCGAGUUUGAGGUGGAGCAGCACCAGGAAUGUGCCUACGACCACCUGGAGCUGUUCGACGGCCCCGACAGCCAGGCCCCUGUCCUCGGCCGCUUCUGCGGCAGCAAGAGGCCAGACCCCGUGGUGGCUUCGGGCAGCAGCCUGUUCCUCAAGUUUUAUUCGGAUGCGUCCGUGCAGAGGAAGGGCUUCCAGGCCCUGCACAGCACAGAGUGCGGGGGCAGGCUGAAGGCAGAAGUGCACACCAGAGAGCUCUACUCGCACGCCCAGUUCGGGGACAAUAACUACCCGAGCCAGGCCCACUGUGACUGGGUGAUCGUGGCAGAGGACGGCUAUGGCGUGGAGCUGAUAUUCCGCACCUUUGAAGUGGAGGAGGAGGCUGACUGUGGCUACGACUACAUGGAGGCCUUCGACGGCUAUGACAGCACGGCGCCCCGGCUCGGCCGCUUCUGUGGGUCGGGGCCGUUGGAAGAAAUCUACUCUGCAGGGGAUUCACUGAUGAUUCGAUUCCACACCGAUGACACCAUCAACAAGAAAGGCUUUCACGCCCGAUACACCAGCACCAAGUUCCAGGACGCCCUGCACAUGAAGAAGUAACACCGCUGGUCCUGAAAGACAGGAACUGAGAAUGUUUUUCAAACAAUUGCACCUUGUGAAUCUGCCCUAAAACAAUGUACAGUAUUUUUCUCCAACCAAACUUAAAAUACUUGGAGGUAUGUAUUUGCUGACGUUUGGCCAACAUGGAGGAGAGAGAUGUUCCUUUGAUUCUGGAAGCGACAUUUCAGCCGGGGACACUCAGAGAUGAAGCCUUGAAGUCGCUGCUCAUUCAGUCCUUGCUGGUUCACCCCCACUCUUGUUCCUUGAUCCUAGGGGGCGAGAGGCGCCCUCCGGUCGGUCAUUUCUGUUUCGAACCAGCUCCCGUAGCCAGGCGCUGUGACGGUGAUGGUGAUGGUGCCUGGAGCUCGGGCUGUUUUCGUCCACACUGACAGUGAGAGGAAAAGUGUAACCGUAGGUGAUUUGUUGCUCAUAGUGUUGGCUGAAGAUCUGCGCUUUCUCUCCGCCAGGAAACCUGAGAAUGCGGCCAUCAGAGCAAGAGGUGCUCGGAGGGAGUGUGAGUGGGAGAGUCACUCUCAGGUAUUUCUCUGCAUCACCAGCGCUCCUCACCCCUCCGGCCCUGCCCACCCUCAUUGCUCUGGGUCAAAGGCAUCGCAGUGAGGCCUCCCCAGAGCGGCUGGUGCGAGUCCCGAGCUUCCCGAGACAGGCGCCAGCAUCCUGCUUCCUCCUGAGACACCUCCUCGCUGACCCUGAGACGGCUCCACCUGUGUUUGGGAUCCCAGGGCCUUUAGAAGAAUACUUCUCCCUCCAGCUUCGGAGACAUUUGCUGUGGUGAACCGUGAUUCCUCGCCAGCCACGGCAAGCUGCAUCCGCAAGAUGUGCAAAGACAUCUGAGGGACCGGCUCGGGUGCCCUGUGGGGUGACUGCUGGCUAACUUUAAGUAACGUAAGAUUCAUCACCUCAUAGAACAAGUCAACCUAGGACUAACGCCCAGUCACAUUUAUGUGUGCAUCGGUAACUUUGCUCAGAUGAACGAGUAUCAAUCACCAACUUGCAAUCAGAAUUCACAACACUUGGCACUUGUUUUUGAGAAGUCUAGAGGAUAUUGUUUACAUGACUUUAGAACCUCCAGUUGUACUUUAAACAGUGAGGUAGUUUUGAAUGGCAUUUCAUUAAGGCAUCUAUGGGCAUUAUGAGCUAAAAGCUGUGGUAUGUUAGCUUUAAAAGAGUAUUUAUGUUGGAAUAAUUUUAAAAUAAUGUUUACAUAACCGUAAGUCCUGUUUGCUUGUUAUUGAACACAGGACAUCGCAACGAGAGCCCAGAUGCUCCCAAGUACCAGAAUUCCUUUGGGAUGAAUCAACAUCAUUUUCAACAAAGUAUUUGCAAAAAGAGAAAAGGUUAUAUUUUUUAAAGAUCAACAUACACCCCCAGAGGACUGUGUCUAAUUACAAUGAUUGUUGGGAGUUUAAAAAAAUGAAGAAGAAAAAUACAAAGAAAAGUAAA
This is a messenger RNA of Condylura cristata (star-nosed mole), 4944 nucleotides long. It is a transcript of the gene TLL2, whose product is annotated as tolloid-like 2. The record is from RefSeq and is a predicted model, not a curated record. NCBI's taxonomy places the organism in Eukaryota, Metazoa, Chordata, Mammalia, Eulipotyphla, Talpidae. Gene Ontology annotation, molecular function: calcium ion binding; metalloendopeptidase activity; zinc ion binding. Gene Ontology annotation, biological process: proteolysis. The coding region runs from base 1 to 3483 and encodes 1160 amino acids. The transcript is spliced from 22 exons.